ACUCCCUCGCGUUCGCUGACGAGGAAGGUCCCCAUACUGCGAAGUACAUUGGCCUUGGGGUAGGGCUGGUGGGAUGGGCGCCUAUGUGAAUGUGACGGAGUGUGACACGAGGAAGGCUGGUGCCUUCGGAAUAUGAUGGCAAAUCACCUUGUAAAGCCUGACAAUAGAAAUUGCAAGAGGCCAAGAGAAUUGGAGUCUCCAGUGCCAGAUAGUCCACAGGUCUCCUCUCUUGGAAAAUCAGAUUCAUCUUUCUCUGAAAGUUCUGGACUGUUUUAUAAAGAUGAAGCCUUGGAGAAAGAUUUAAAUGAUGUGAGCAAGGAAAUUAAUCUAAUGUUGUCUACCUACGCAAAGCUUUUAAGUGAGAGAGCAGCAGUAGAUGCAUCUUACAUUGAUGAGAUAGAUGAACUCUUCAAAGAAGCCAAUACUAUUGAAAACUUUCUAAUACAAAAAAGAGAGUUCCUGCGACAGAGGUUUACAGUGAUUGCAAACACAUUACACAGAUAAAAUAUAUACUUGAAAUAAGCUGAUAAUUUAAAUCUAUUAUUGUUAUAAUGAAAGAAUGACAUUUAUGCUUUGAAAACUCUCGAGUUGUUAAAGAAAAUGUAUAUUUUGAAUAGAGAAGGGGAAACUCCUUGAAUUUCUAGAGUUAAAAGGGAACUUUAAAAUUCCUUAAUGUUAAUAUUAAUGUUCGUGUUAAUGUCCUAAACUGGACAUUAACAUGAACUACGUCACUUUUCUUUUGAGGGUCAAAUAUUUAGUGCAUUAUAAAAGUGUAAAUUAUUUAAAUCUCAUGUGGAUUCUUUUAUUUUUUCCUUAAACUUCUUAGUGUUUCUUAAACUUCUAAAACGGGAUUCAGUUAAUUUAUAAUGUUUAAUAACAUCAUACUUUUUCUUUUAGAAUAUUUUGUUUAAAUAUCAGAUAGUUUUGGAGAUAAUUUUGAAAAAUUUUUUUGUGGUCAAGUUUGUAAAAGAUUAAAACCUUAGAGGUGAUUUUUCCAGUUUCUUAGAAUAGAAUGACAUAACCGUGUGCUAUUUCCAUUUGAUUAUUUUCACUAUUAGUUAUUAUGUAUGACUAAUAGAAGCUCUUGGCUUAAAAUUAUUUUCUUGUGGUAAAAAUAGUGAAAUAAAAACCAGAAAUUACUCACCAAAA
Messenger RNA from Piliocolobus tephrosceles (Ugandan red Colobus), 1149 nucleotides. It is a transcript of the gene TEX12, whose product is annotated as testis expressed 12. Gene Ontology annotation, cellular component: central element. The record is from RefSeq and is a predicted model, not a curated record. NCBI's taxonomy places the organism in Eukaryota, Metazoa, Chordata, Mammalia, Primates, Cercopithecidae. Gene Ontology annotation, biological process: synaptonemal complex assembly. The transcript has 5 exons. The coding region runs from base 133 to 504 and encodes 123 amino acids.